Molecule: messenger RNA, 3715 nt
Organism: Cryptomeria japonica (Japanese cedar)
Lineage: Eukaryota; Viridiplantae; Streptophyta; Pinopsida; Cupressales; Cupressaceae
Exons: 14
Coding region: 354-3632 (1092 amino acids)
Biological process (GO): mRNA cis splicing, via spliceosome
Cellular component (GO): U2-type prespliceosome; U1 snRNP
Molecular function (GO): RNA binding; protein dimerization activity
Source: RefSeq, a predicted model, not a curated record
CCGGAAAAAUGGCGAGGGAGAAUACGCGUCACUAGCGAUUUUCACAGAGCAUAUAAAAUAUUCUCACAUUCUUUCAUUUUGUUUAUGGUACGAAAAUAAUUGAAAAUUUUAAAUUGUUCACGCAGGCAAAUCUAAUCACAUUAGCUGCAUACAUUUAAUCACACCUAGCUGCAACAAUUCACUUGAUGUACAACCAUUUGAAGGCAAGAGAGCUUUUUAAGUGCGUACGAGUGAAAAAUGUCUUAGUUAUUGCAGCAGCAUCGGGGGCGAUCUUUAUAUGUCAUUUCUUAAGCAUCCAAGGCCAAUGGUAACCGAGUUUUCUCAGUCUCAAAAAAUCAUCGGAACCUGUCAAAAUGCCGCCACCACCGGGUUUGGAGGGCAUGGGAAUGCCACCAUCACCAUCCUAUACGGGAGCUUCUGUAGGACCAUUGAAUUAUAAUCCACAAAGUUCUUCAGAAUGGCAAGAACGGACUGCUAGAGAUGGAAGGAGAUACAUUUACUAUAAAAGAACAAGGAAGUCUAGUUCGGAGAAACCUUUAGAAUCAAUGACACCAAUUGAGGCUAGUACUCAAUGGAGGAAAGUUCAAGAUAGGCUGGAGGAUGAUGAGAGAUGCUCAAGAGUUGAUAUAAAAAACCGGUUGGAGAUUUUCCAGGAGUAUAUAUGUGAUUUGGAGAAGGAAGAAGAUGAACAAAAGAAUCAAAAGGAAAAUUUGCGCCAAAGGGAACGUAAAAAUCGGGAUGAAUUCCGAAGAUUAAUGGAGGAUCAUAAAGCAAGUGGCCUGCUUACAGAAAAGACACAAUGGCUUGAUUACUGUGCCAAGGUCAAGAACCAUCCUGCUUAUCUAGCUGUGGCUUCAAACACAUAUGGUUCACCGCCCAAGGAUUUGUUUGAAGGUUUUGCAGAAGAGAUGAAAAAGCAGUAUCAGGAGGACAAAGCAAACAUAAAAGAUGCUUUGAAGGCAGGAAAGUUCAUAGUAACAUCAGCAUGGACUCUUGACAAGUUCAAAGCCUCCAUUGGUGAAGUAUACAAUUUGGCUGCUGCAUCUGAAACAAGUCUUAAGCUUGUGUUUGAAGAAGUGCUUGAACAAGCAAAGCAAAAGGAAGAGAAAGAAGCAAAAAAGAGGCAAAGGCUGGCAGAUGAUUUUAUGGAUUUGCUUCAUUCUGUGAAGGAAAUUGUUGCUUCCUCAAAAUGGGAGGAUUGCAUACCUUUGCUUGAGGAUGCCCAAGAGUACAGGGCAAUUAGUGAUGAAAGCUUCUGUAAAGAGAUAUUUGAUGAGUACAUUGCACAUCGUCAAGAAAAGGUUAAGGAAAAGAAACUCAAACGAGAUGAAGAAAACGUAGACAACUUUAUUACUUUUCUUCCAUCUGUUGGGCAUGUGCACAAAGAUUGGGGACCAAAAAGUGGCCACUCUCGUCAAGGUCAAGGUACUCAAACAACUAGUCCUAGAACUAGAAGUGAGGCAUCCAUUGGGGGAACUUCAGGAAAUGUGAAUGAGGCAGGGGCAGCAAGUUCAACCGCAAACCCAUUUGAAUGUCCUUCCCAUAUCCUCAAAGAUUUUGCAAAAGGACCAUUCAACCCCAAAAAACCUCUAUCACAAUUUGCUACAAGAUUUGACAAAGAUGAGAAAAAAAAUUCAGGGGGUAGUAGAGUAUGGGAGUGUCAUUUGUGCUACAAACAAUUUACGGGCAGCUAUACUAGGGUCUAUUGCCAUCUUUUGUGGAUAGGUGGUCAAGGGGUGAAAGGUUGCAAAAAAAUAACUCAAGCUCAGAAAAUUGAGGCAACUAGAUUGCAUAUGGAGGGGGAAGCAUUAAGUAAAGGGACUUCAAUGAAUAAUUCUAAUUUUCAGCCUAGUGUGUCAAUGGAUGAUGCUUCUCAUUGGGGAGAGGGUGCCACUUCUAGUAGAGGAAAGGAAAAGAAGACUAAGAGAGAAACUAAUGUUGCUGAUUUGCUUAACAUACAAGCACGAGAUAAGGCUGAAGCCUCUAUUGCUAAGUUUCUCUAUGCUCAUGCUAUACCAUUCCAUGUCUCAAGAUCAUCAUAUUUUAAACAAAUGUUCAAAGAUGUCAUAGAUGCUGGUCCCUCAUUUGUUCCACCUGGAGAAAUUAAACUACGCACCACCCUUCUUGAUAAAGAAUACUCCAAGGUGACUGUUUUGAUGGAGGAUAUGAGACAAACAUGGAUGAGGGAUGGAUGCUCUAUAAUCAUGGAUGGAUGGACCGAUAUCAAACAUCACCCACUCAUCAAUCUUAUUGUCAGUAGCACUACAGGCUCUUAUUUUCUUAGGGCUAUAGAUUGUUCAGGGAAAAGGAAGGAUGCAGCCUUCCAAUUUCAGAUUUUGAGAGAGGCCAUAGAAGAGGUUGGAACCUCUAAUGUUGUGCAAGUAGUGACUGAUUCAACCCGUGUGUGUAAGCUAGCUGGAUUGAUGGUGGAGAGUGCUUAUAAGCACAUUUUUUGGACCCCAUGUUGUGUGCAUGCAUUGAACAAUACCUUGAAGGACAUUGGGAAAAUUGAUUGGGUGAAGACAAUGGUGUUAGAGGCUAGAGAUGUGCAAAUGUUCAUUUGCAACCAUCACACUUCACUUGCAUUGUCUAGGAUGUUUUUGAGGAAGGAAUUCCUCAAGCCCGUGGAGACUAGAUAUGCCAGCUACUUUAUUUUGUUAGAGAGGAUGCUUGAGGUCCAGGAAGCUCUACAAUCGAUGGUGGUCAAUGCAGAGUGGAUUAGAUGGCACGAGGCAAGCACAUCGGAGGGUAGAAGUGUGAAGCAAAAAAUUCUUGAUGAUAACUGGUGGUCCACAAUGAGAUAUAUUUGCUCCUUCAUUGAGCCUAUCGUGCGAGUGAUUAGAUAUGCUGAUACUAACACUCCUAACCUUGGAGAGAUUUAUGAGACCUUUGAUAGCAUGCUUGGGCGGAUCAAGCAAGUUAUUCAUAGCAGGGACCCCACUUUGGGAUUUUAUGAGGAGCAUCUUGGACCCAUUGUGAGGCGACGAUGGAACAUUAUGAACAACCCACUUCACAUGGCAGCCUAUGCUCUCAAUCCCAAAUGGUAUGCACCGAGACCUGGGAGAGCGCCUCCAUCUAGUGAUGAAGAGGUGAAAGAUGGCUUCUAUAAGGCCCUUGCAAAAAUGUAUAAUGAAGAUGAUUCUACCAAACUUCGCACACAGUGGCUUGCAUUUGUUAAUCUUCGUGGUCCAACCUUUGACAGGCCAGAGGCGAGGUCGGAUAGAGCUACAUUAGCUCAAGUCGAUCCUAUUGGAUGGUGGACAUGGCAUGGUAGGGAUGCACCAGACCUAAGAGUACUUGCCGUUCGUCUUCUUUCACAGGUUGCCAGUUCCUCUGUUGCAGAGAGGAAUUGGUCCACAUAUAGCUUUAUCCAAUCAGUCAAGAGGAACCACCUUACCUCUAGACGAUCAGAGAAGUUAGUGGUUGUUCACAGUGCAUUGCGUUUACAGGAUCUCCAGACUCUCGAGUAUCGUCAGACUCCAUCCUUACGUUGGGAUGUCAAUCCUGAAGAUGCUAUGCAAAUUGAGGAGACACUUUUAGGAUUGGUUGGGGUUCCAUUGGUUGAGGCAGCCCCUCAUAUUGAUAGUGACUCGGACAGAGACUCGAGCUCUAAUCUUGAUUUAGACUCUUAGACCUACCAUGUGCUGAUUAUGGACAGCCAUAUAUUUUCUUAGUUGUAUCUUUAGAUUAUUAUGGAUUGCUGAUUAUGGACUUC